Molecule: messenger RNA, 1074 nt
Organism: Fusarium redolens
Lineage: Eukaryota; Fungi; Ascomycota; Sordariomycetes; Hypocreales; Nectriaceae
Exons: 6
Coding region: 1-1074 (357 amino acids)
Source: RefSeq, a predicted model, not a curated record
AUGCCUAUAAAGAAACGCAAACAUUCCACACCCCCCGAGCCCGAACUGCGCCGAUCACGGUUGUCGAACAAAUCGCUACGCGAUGCGCCAAGAACUCGUCGGAAUCGUAACAGGCCAGAAGACUCAGAAGACUCAUACCUAGACGACUCCGAAGAAGACGACGACGGGGAUAAUAAAUCAGAGCACCUUGAGGACACGGCAGAGCCGGAUGAAGCUCAAACCGACGAGUUCUGUAAUGAUGCGGACGAAGACGCACCCCCAGUAGUGACAAUUAUCCCUCUGGAGAAGAUGCGUGACGACGGCGGCAUUGCAUACGUCGACUUUAAGAUCAACCCGAACAGCCUUCUAUUUUUGAAGGACCUCAAAGUCAAUAACAAUCGAGGUUGGCUGAAAGCUCAUGAUGGGGAGUUUCGACGCGCAUACAAGGACUGGGAAACAUUUGUCGAGCGAACUACUUCUUCGAUUAUGUCCAUCGACGACACCAUCCCGGAGUUACCGGCUAAGGACGUCAUGUUUCGUAUCUACAGAGACUUGCGCUUCAGUCCCGAUGGGAAACCAUAUAAGGCGCACUUCUCGGCGGCUUGGUCUCGAACGGGGCGCAAGGGGACAUAUGCCCACUACUACAUCCAUUGCGAACCAGGCAUGUCCUUCGUCGCUGGCGGGAUAUUCGCACCUAAUGCAGAACAACUCCGAAGACUUCGAGCGAGCAUAGACGAGCGGCCGAGGCGAUGGCGCAGAGUUCUGGACGAUGACAGCCUGAAGCUGACCUUCUUGCCGCAAGCCAGAAAGGAAGCCACGGAAGAAGCAGCUUUGAAGGCCUUUGCUCUCGAAAACAAGGAAACGGCCCUCAAGUCGAGACCCAAGGGAUUCAUUAUAGACCAUCGAGACAUCGAGCUUCUAAAGCUCAGAAAGUUCACUCUUUCUAGAAAGAUUCCGGACAAUAUUCUAUGCGCAGAAGACACCCAGGAAAGGAUCGUCGAGAUUUUGCAGCCUUUGGUCGCAUUCAUUAGCUUUCUCAAUAGCGUGGUGAUGCCAGACCACAAUGCCAGUAGUAGCUCGGAGGAUGAUGGCUAA